Paramecium pentaurelia is the source of this 4355-nucleotide messenger RNA. The record is from the annotation of a GenBank genome assembly. Lineage: Eukaryota; Ciliophora; Oligohymenophorea; Peniculida; Parameciidae.
AUGGAAUAAUUCAAUCUAUAAGAUAUCUUAUCAUGUACAAAUCUAAGGAAACAAUAUACUUAACUAAAUAAUGUGAUUAAUCAAUAUGAUUCUACUUAUAUACUCAAAUUAAAAAAAGUAAUAUAUUUCAUUCUAUCCUCUCAAAGACUUUAUUAUAUGACUUAUUCAAUUCUUGUUUUGAUGAAAGUUUAUUGAUUGGAGGUCAAGUCUUAUAGAAGUUGCUUACAAAACUAUAUAAUGAAUAAGGAUAAGAAGACAAAAAGAAUAUAGACUUAUUCAAUCAAAGAUUGUAAUAAUUUGUAUAGAUUUUUGUUGAUGAUUACAUCCAAAGUGUCAAAUAGAAUUAACACAAUUACAAUCUCAAUUAUUCAUAAUAAAUUAAUAGAAUAUUAGCAGAUGUCAAAAUAGAAUCAAUUCAAUACAUAAUUGAUCACAUUAUAAAGUAAGAUCAAGACUUUUAUUAAUACAAACAUAAAGUAUGGGCUGUUGCUUCAUUACUUAAAUUUGCUAAAUCUGAAUAGUAUAUUACAGUGACUGAAUAGGGCAUAAUUUAUAAAAAUGGUAUCAAAUUGAAUUUGGAUAUCUAAAUAAUUUAGAAGUGGAUGUAUAAUAUUGAUAGAGCAAUCUAAUUUGAAGCUUUUCAAAUAUUUGCUUUGAACAACAAAAAAGCUGCAAAACCUACAUAAAUUGAAUUAGAUUCAACUAUACUAUUUAUAAAAUAUGUUAUUAAAACAUCAUAUCCAAAUUUUAAGAAGAAUUAUCUAUCAAAAAUUAAGUUUUUUAUUGAAAGAAUUAGAAUAAGCUAUUAAAAAGAAUUAAAAUAUUUGGAUUCAGGUAAAUCAAAAGAUACAACUAUAAUUUAACCAAUUAUUAUAUUCACACAAUCAAUUCUAGAUAUCCUAUAUUCCCAAUUAAUACCUGAGUGUUGUUAUGAAGUUUCAAGUCCUUGCUUAGAAAUAUUGAAGAUGAUAUAUAUGUAUUUAGGUACUAUUGAAAAAAUAGAACCAAAAAAAGGUGAAUUUUAUCAAAAAACAUAAUUUUUAUUUAAUUACUGUUUUGAAUAAGCUUAUGGAAACACAAAAGUUGAAUAAUUAAUCAUUUAAUGUAGUAGUAAUUGGGAAUCUUCAAGAACUUUAGCUUAUGAAAUAUUACUAUUACUUCCAAAUGAAAUUUAAUUCUUUAAUGAAUAGAAAGCUAAAGAACUCUAUAAGAUAGCAACUUCUUAUAUAGGUAAUCCAAUUAUAAAAUAUUAUGAAAGUGGUUCACUCUUAUUAUCAUUAUUAUUAAAGAAAUAUGCAUAUAUCUUAUAUCCAACUUAAAAUGCAGAGAUAGAAUUUUUAAAUUAUUUAAUUAAUGAAUUAUAAUAGAAAUUUAAUACUUUUAAGUAGGUAUUCUCUAAUGAUAUUACUUAAUUACAAUAAACACUUAUUCAUGGAUAUGUUUCAACCUUCUGGAUUAUAUUAUAAAGAAAUAAUAUUCAUUUAUUAGAAGAUAAGGAAUAACUUAAAUUAUUCUUUGUAAAAUUACUUGAAUUAUUAAAAGACAUAAUUGAAUUUGCUACUUAAGUAAGUUCAGAGAAUGUUUGUACAUGGAUAAUUGAUGGCAAAUAAACAUAACAUUAACCUUAUCAAGUUGAUUGCAGAGGACAUUUCUAUCAGACUGAGUUUGUUUAGAAUGUAUAAAAGAUUCUUUAGGGCAAUACAUUGAUUGAAUCAUUAGAUGAAUAAACUACAGAUUAAGGAUCUGAGAAUAUAUUGGUAGUAUCUUUCUUUUUGAUUACAAAAGAAUCUGGAGUUUUCUUUUAGGAAUUAGCAAAAGUGAUUGAUUAAAUGUAAGAUAAUUUAAUACCUAAUGAUUUAUUAAAGAGAGUUACUUAUCAAUUUUUCCAUGCUUUAUUGAAUAUUAAACAUUUAGGUUCUAUUGAUAGAAUUGCAUAAGGAUUAUAUGAAUUAUGUAAAACUAUGGGUGUGAAUAAAAAUUCAUAAUUACCUGGAUUAGUAAAUGAAUUGAUAGAUAAAUUGGUUGAAGCCUUUGAUUAAAAUCAAUUAAAAAAUGUAUUUAGAAGAUCAGCAGGUUUACCACAUUUGGUGUGUUGUUUAUUAAGAUCUUGUUAAAGUAAGGAUAAGUAGACUGAAAAAGUUGUAAAGAUAUUAUUGAAAUUUGCUAAAGGUGGUUAAAUAGAGAUGAGAAUUCAUGCACUUAAUGUAAUCAGAAAAUUAUUUAUGGAAGCUUGGUUAAGAUAAGAUCUUGAUUAAUUUAUAUCAGAGGCUUAUAUGUUAGCCAUUGAUGGUUUUAGUUAUGAUGAUUGGAGUGUAAGAAAUUCAUCUUUAAUGUUAUUUUCAGCUUUGGCAUCAAGAACAUUAGGGAAAAAUACUUAAAAUGUAGAAUAAAUUUCUUAGAAAUUGACAUUAAUAGAAUUCUUUAAUAAAUCACCUUAAUUAGUAUAAUACUUUUAAAAUAAAAUAAAUGAUUACAAUGAUUAAUAAUUAUAUCCUAGUUUAUAUCCUAUAGCAUUAUUAUUAUCAAGAUUGGCUCCAAUGGAAGGUAAAUUUAUUAGAAAGGUAUAUACAGAAAUAUAGACAUAAGAUUAAUUUGAUUAAAAAUAAUUAGAUUUAUUAUUACCAUCAUUAAUAAAUUGUUUAAAGAAUAAGAAUUAUUUAGGUAGAUUGAUAUUAUCAAAGGCUAUUUUACCAUUCCUUUAAUUUUAACAAAUAACAUCAUAUGUUGUUAAACUCUUAAAUGAAUUAAUAGAUAGUAAGACUAUAAAAUAGAAUCAUAAUAAUGCUCAUGGUAUAUUACUUUUGUGUCAUUAAUUAAUUAAAGAUUAUUAUAAUAUCAAGAUGGAAACAUUAGAUUAAUAUGAGAAUGAUUAAAUAGAAUAAUUGAAACAAAGUGAAAAGACUUUAAUUUAAGAAAUUCAUAAUAAAAGAUUUAUCAUUAAUGAAAUCAAAUGUCCACCUGUAUUAUCUGUUUAUUAUUAAGUCUUAAAUAUCAUAAUUAAGAAUAAUAAAUAAGAAGAUUGUGUUUUAUUUUUAGAUUGUUAUUAAAUUACAAAGAAUAUAGUUGAUCAAUAAUAUUUCAAUUAAAAAACAUUUUAAAUAUAAUAAGAUAUGGGUCAUAGUCUAUUAAGAAAGAAAUAGAUAUCAUUUUUAGUUAAAUUGGAUAAUUUGAAUAAAAGUCAUUCAUAUUUAGAAUAAUUAAUAAAGAAUUAAGUUUAAAAAUAUAUAUAAUAAAAAGAACUCUUAGAAAUUGAUGAUUUAGAAGUGUUAUAAUAAUUGUAUAAAUAAUAUAAUAAUAUAAUAAAGAAAAAUAAAAAAAUAGAAGAUUCUAAUAUAGAAAUUGCACAAUUAACUUAUCAAUUAUUAGAAGUGAUUGAAACACCAUAUUUCAGUUAAUGUUUAAAAUAAUGCUUAAGAUUUUUACUUAUUAUUAGUAAAUUAACUAUAUUGAAUCAUAAUUAAAUAAUAUUAGAUAAAAUUAAUAAGAGAUUUAUAAAUGAUUCAGGUAUAAUGAAACAUCUUAUUAAACUUUAUGGUUAUGUUAUGUUAUAUAAAUAAGAUUUUUUAGAUCAAUUUUUGAAAAUGUGUGAAUUAUAUUCACAUAGUAAUAAUAUAGAUGAUUUAAGAAUUGCAGUAAUUAAAAGUAUAUGUAUAGCAAUGCCAAAUUUAAUUAAUUUGAAUACUCUAAGAUUAUCUUUGAUUUAUUUAAGAUUACUUCAAGAUGAAUUACCAGAAAUAAGAAAUAAGAUAAGUAAAUAAAUAUGUAUUCAUUUGUUGAAUAAUAUAAAUAAAAAUACUACUGAAUUAUAUAACAAUGAAUAUAUAUUGCAUAAUUUUUACAAAUUUAUAGUGUAAAAAUAAAUAACAAAAGAUAACCAAAUAGAAAUUAUCAAUAUUUUAAUUACAUAAUUGAUGGAUAGUGAAUAUUAUAUGAUUAAAAGAUAAAAUCAUUAGUCUAAAAGGAUAUUCUAAUAUGAAAAAAGCAACAAAUAUAUAAGUGAAUUAAAAGGCAGAAAAUUAGCUUAUGACUUUUUAGUAUAUUGUGUUAAUUAGAAGAUAUUAGAUUAAGAAUUAGUUAUUCAAGAAUUAAAUGAGUAUGAGAUUAGACAUUAAAAUACUGCAUUAAUGGAAUAUAAAUUAAAUGAGAAUCAGAUUAAAAAUUAUAUAAACAAUUUAACAGAGAGAGAUGAUUAUAUAUAUGAGAAUAUGUGUAGAUUAACAAUAUUUGAAGAAUUGUAAACUAAAUUUAAUUCUAAUCAGUAAAUAUUUUUAUUUAAUAUUUUUAGUAAACCAUAUGAAUUAUAUAAUAAAUAUAAUUUAAAGAGAGUGGAGUUUUCAUUUUAGUAAUUUGAUUGA